Andrographis paniculata is the source of this 1124-nucleotide messenger RNA. Its product is annotated as cyclin-U1-1. The transcript is spliced from 2 exons. Bases 89 to 754 code for a protein of 221 amino acids. Gene Ontology annotation, molecular function: protein kinase binding. Gene Ontology annotation, biological process: regulation of cyclin-dependent protein serine/threonine kinase activity. NCBI's taxonomy places the organism in Eukaryota, Viridiplantae, Streptophyta, Magnoliopsida, Lamiales, Acanthaceae. The record is from RefSeq and is a predicted model, not a curated record.
AUAAAACCCUAAAAAUCCAAAAUUGCCGUAGCCUGUUAUGCCAUGCCCCCACCCCACCACCACACAACAACCCUACCGCCGCCUGUAGAUGAUAACGAGCGGCGGCGGCGGAGAUCCAGCGCAGCCUCUCCAGCAGCUCCCUUUGGCGGAGGUCGACCAGCCACGAGUCCUGUCUGUCGUCUCCGAGGUGCUGGAGAAGCUGGUGGCCCGGAACGACCAGCUGAGCGGCGGCGCGGGGAAGAGCCCUCGGCCGCCGCUGAACGCGUUCCAGGGAGUACGGGCGCCGGCGAUAAGCCUGGGGAAGUAUGCGGAGAGGAUAUACAAGUACACAAGCUGCAGCCCGUCGUGCUUCGUGGUGGGGUUCGUGUACAUUGACAGGCUGGUCCACAAGCACCCGGACUCCCUCGUCGUCUCCCUCAACGUCCACCGCCUGCUCGUCACCAGCGUCAUGGUUGCUUCCAAGAUGCUCGACGAUGCGCACUACAACAACGCGUUCUACGCCCGAGUGGGAGGGGUGAGCAAUGUGGAGCUGAACAGGCUGGAGUUGGAGCUGCUAUUCCUGCUGGACUUCGGCGUGACGGUGAGCUCCCGGGUGUUCGAAAGCUACUGCCAGCACCUGGAGAAGCAGACGACGCUGGUGGAGAGACCUCUGCUGAAUGGCGACGUCGUCUCUGAGAUAUCCGUCGAGGAAGAUACGCACAUUUCUUCUUCACCUCCUCAUCCCACCCCCACCCCCACCCACCUACCUAGCUAGUUCUUUCUAGUUGUCAUAAUUAAUAAUUAUAUAUAUAGAGAAUUGAUUUAAUUGCUCAGAAUGUCAUAGAUGCAUGAGAUAAUUAAUUAAUUGACGAUGGUGGAUAGUUAUACUAUUUCUAAUUUCCGACAGGAGUAUGAUCACUAUGAGGAUGGAUGUACGGCUGUGUUUGAUAAUUCUCGUUUAAAUGGAGAUUGAAUACAGAACACCUGUGAUGUCUUCUUCGUCUUCUUCUUCCCUUUGAGCAUGGAUGCCGUGAAGAUUGAUUUUGAAUAUAAUAAUACAAUUAUCAAUGUAUUAUAACUUUUUAUUUUAUUUAUUAAAAUAUCAUAAACCUUAGAUUUUAGUAUAUUCAAAAUUUAUUUUUUAA